Molecule: messenger RNA, 1648 nt
Organism: Daldinia caldariorum
Lineage: Eukaryota; Fungi; Ascomycota; Sordariomycetes; Xylariales; Hypoxylaceae
Exons: 3
Coding region: 116-1045 (309 amino acids)
Source: RefSeq, a predicted model, not a curated record
GAAGAAAAAGGCACGGGAUAGAGAGGUAGCGGAGAAGGACGUAAAACACGGGAUCUCCAAGAUAACAUACUUGCCCCUGUCUCCUCGACGACUCGGUCGAGGCCUCGCGCGGGGCAUGUCGCUCGGUCCUCUUACAACGACCUUCACGCCGCCGGCGGACUGCAUCGCGUCGUCGGCGCUGUACUGGGUCAACACCGCUUCGACCUUCUACUGGCUACAGGGCCGGCCGGGACAGUCGUCGUGCUUCCCUGACGACUACUCUCCCUACCAGAACCAGUACUACAGCCCCGGCAUAUGCCCCUCCGGGUACACGCGUGCGUGCGAGUCUAGGGCCAUCGAAGGAGAGACGGUCGUCGUUACACGGGGGAUAUGUUGCCCGCAAGGGAAUUACCAAUGCGCCCCUACUUCGAGUAGCUACAGCUACCCGUGGGGGCCGACACUCGGCUGCAUGUCCGUGUACAGAGCGAACACGGAGAUGACUUUCACGACGAUCAACGGUACGAUAAGGGGAGACGAAGAAGCCGGGCCGCUAACCAGUCUGUUCGCCCCCUUUACUGUCAUGGCGUACGGCGUUGUGAUCCAGAGCGGUCCGACGACCACGACGGCGGGGGGGACGGCAACCGCAACUCCCGGAUCAUCGCCAGGCGAUUCCCCUCCCGCAUCCGAAACGUCGCCUCCUACAGGAGAAGACCAGUCUGAUAGUAGCGGGGACACCAAACUUAGUGCCGGCGCCGGCGCCGGUAUCGGUGUAGGGGCUGCGUUCGCUGUCUUAGCCUUGGGCGCGGCUGUAGCAUGGGUAUUUUGGUCGCGGCGGCAGAGGAGGCGGCAGGAGGCGGCCGGGUUGCAAGCCCCAACGAAUAUAGUAAGUCCUAGCAGCUGGAGCUCAACUACAUGGGGCACACCACCUAAUACCCAGCAGCCCAUGAUACAAGCCAACUGGCAGCCCUCCGAAUUGGCUAAUGAGCACGGCUACAAAGAGAUGAGCGCCGAGCCUCAGGUGCCCAUAGAAGCAGACGGCAGAGCGGUGUAUCAGCACCAGCGGUAAUUGCCCUGGGUAGAGAGAAUUAGAAACUAGGCGAGCGAAUAACUGGUCUAAUAAUGGAUUCGGAAAUCAUUCCGUCAAAUAAUUGGAUAUACACGCGAACAAAAGACAGUAUUCCACGUCCAAGCCGUGGCGCCCUGAUCGGCGCUUUAUGAUAGACAGGCAAGAGGGCGGUGGAUGUAAUAAAGAAAAGGGGGGAGGCGAGGGGGCGUAAAAAGCCUUGAGUUGAAAAUUUUCACGCACCAAAGACCACCUGCAGAGACGCGAUUUAUUCGCCACAGGUCUUCCCGUGCUAUAUAGCGGCACAGGAUAGGACUUCGGUAGUUGCCAUUCCUUACCUAGGUACAGAUGUCGAAUAGAAACUUGAUAAGGUUCCUUUCUGGGACCUGCGGAGAUAGACUGGUACAGGUACCUAACCUAUUGGAGGGAAAAGGGGCAAAAAAAGAAAAAGGAAUCACCUUCGGACAAGACUACUACCCCUGACCGACCGAUUGAGGGGACUUGAAAGAUGUCUGGUACAUCAACCAUCAACCAACCAAAGUGUUCUCUUCAAUAACUCCAGGGAUGUCGUAUAAUCAAUUCUCGGGCUGCUCUCGAAGCGAGUCU